Molecule: messenger RNA, 3774 nt
Organism: Penicillium canescens
Lineage: Eukaryota; Fungi; Ascomycota; Eurotiomycetes; Eurotiales; Aspergillaceae
Product: non-ribosomal peptide synthetase
Exons: 1
Coding region: 1-3774 (1257 amino acids)
Biological process (GO): amino acid activation for nonribosomal peptide biosynthetic process; secondary metabolite biosynthetic process
Cellular component (GO): cytoplasm
Molecular function (GO): phosphopantetheine binding; catalytic activity
Source: RefSeq, a predicted model, not a curated record
AUGACUUUCGACAACAGCUUAGUCCAUUACGGAGUUUGCCCUCGUAGUCUUCAACCAAGCGAACUAUGUCUAGCAUGGGCUCUCGUUUGGAGUCAUUUCACUGGCGAAACUGACCUUACAUUUGACACUAUCCAAGCGGACGCAUCUUCUCAGUUCAAAGUUCUCCUGGAGAGUGACUCCACCGUUGCUGAUACGCGCCAGGAUAUUGAGCAUCAGCUCGAACGCAGCCACGAUAUUGAGGUUGGAAACACAAACGUGUGCCUAUUUGUGAUUCAGGACCUGCUGAAGGAUCCUUCUCCACUCGACAUAACUAAAUACCAAAGCUGGGGCCACAAAGUCGUGGUGCUCUGUGACUUCGAGAACGGCUCCUGGAAGAUCCAGGGGUGGACGUGCAACGACACACUAGAGCGCUGGAGACUACGGAGAAUCCUGGAGCACUUCAUAGACAGCCUACACGUUUUGUCUGUUAGCCUCAAUGACGAUCUCAAAAGGGCAUCUUCUCUGCCGAUUCGACUGAUAGACAAGGCGCAGAUCCAGGAAUGGAAUGGAUCAGGACAGCCCGCUGUGGAUGCCUGUAUCCACAGCCUUGUUCACAAAAUGGCUCAGUCUCAGGCAAGUUCGCCGGCGGUAUGUGCAUGGGAUGGAGAGUUCACAUACGAGGAAAUCGACCGGCUUUCUUCCCAGCUUGCCAACCACCUGCAGAGUCUGGGGGUAGGCCUGGAGACACACGUCUCGUUGUACUUCCAACCGUCACGAUGGUCGCCCGUGGCCAUUCUCGCUGUUCUAAAGUCGGGGGGCACCUUCGUCCUGCUCGAAACUUCCUAUCCGCUAGACCGCUUGAAGCGCAUGUGUCAGGAUGUGAAUGCAGGCCUUGUCAUCUCAUUGCCACAGGAUGCAGAGACGGCUGCAUGUCUCGGAGCACCUGUGUUUGCCCUGGAUGGGGAGGACAAAUUAGCAGCGUGGAGAGCCCAGCCGUUGGAAGUGAAUUUAUCCACCAAUUCACACAAUGCUGCGUAUGUGGCCUUCACAUCUGGAUCAACUGGCAAACCCAAAGGUUUCACUAUCGAGCAUGGACAUUACUGCACUUCCGCGGCCGCUCAUGCAAUGGCCUGGGGCAUCGACUCCCAAGCUCGGGUCUACCAAUUCGCCUCAUACGCGUUCGAUGGUUCGAUUAUGGAGAUGAUCACCACCUUGAUUGAGGGCGGGUGUGUCUGUAUUCCGAGUGCUGCAGACCGACAGAACAACCUGGCUGGCUCGUUUGCCGCUCUCCGGGCAACCUUCAUUUGUCUCACACCUUCCAUGCUCAAACACCUUGAUCAUGCAGACUUUCCAAGUUUAGAGAAGCUUCUUGUUACAGGAGAGCUGACCCCAAAGCAGCAGAUCGAGCAUUGGGCGGAGAAGGUGAAGAUGACCAUCACGUACGGACCCUCCGAAUGCUCCGUCGCAUGUGCCGUCCAGGAACAUGUAUCAACCACCACAGACGCCUCCAAUCUAGGGCGAGCUAUGGGUUGCAAUCUUUGGAUCGCUCAAAUGCGCGACAUCACCUCAAUAGCCCCCAUCGGAGCCGUGGGCGAGAUCUGCGUGGAGGGGCCAACCGUCGGCCGAGGGUACGUCAACAAUUUCGAGCAAACGGCCGCGUCAUUCUUCGAAGGCUUGCCGUGGUUGUCACUGGUUCAGCGACAGAGCAGCCGUGUCUACCGUACCGGUGAUUUAGGUCGCUAUAACCCCGAUGGAUCGAUUCAAUUGAUUGGGCGGAAGGAUUCACAGAUCAAGAUACGCGGACAACGAACGGAGGUUGGCGAGAUCGAGAACCAGAUCCGUGGUACUUUAACAGGAUCAUUCAAGGAUGUCGUCGUCGAAGUCGUCCGAUGGGGCCAAGGCGAUCCGAUUUUGGUGGUCUUUGUCUGCGAUAGCGCUGAGAAGAAGUUUACUAGCCAGGAGAAAAGUCCGGCCUUGCUUGAAUCGGACGACACCCUCCAUAGGGAAUUUCAACAGAUCAAGAAUUAUCUACGAAAUAUCCUCCCCGUAUACAUGAUCCCGACUACCUUCUUUCCGAUUUCUCGUAUCCCGCUCACCAGCACGGGCAAGGUCGAUCGUGGUCGACUGAGAGACCUGAUCUCCAACCUGCAAUCAGACGCCUUUGCUCGCUACGCCGCAAUUACAAGUGCCAAACGCCAGCCCACAAGCGAUCUCGAACGGUCAUUUCAACUAGUUGCCGCCAAUGCACUUGGACUCCCCGCAAAGAGCAUUGGCAUGAACGAUGACUUCUUUGGUCUCGGUGGGAACUCCCUAACGGCCAUGAAGCUGGUCACACUGGCGCGAGACCAACAGCUUGUCCUCACCGUGGCGGAUGUCUUCGCCAACUCCAUCUUGUCAAAAGUUCUUUCAGUUAGUACCGCCCAGAUGAGUGAAGGGGGUAUCAAAAAUCUUCGGCUUGAGGAACCUGCUCCCAUGUCACUGGUCCGUGGGGUUCAGGAUCCAGUUUCAUUUGUGCACGACGUGAUCGCUCCCCAGUUGCCGUUUCAUAGAGCAGAAGACAUUGAAAAUGUUCUUCCAGCAACUGACAUGCAGUCAUAUGUUGAGCGAUUCCCGCCUCAUUACCCGUUGGUACGAUUGAAUGGUGAGGUGGACAAGUUGCAGGUAAAGGUCGCAUGCGAACAGCUCGUCCAACGACAUGCUGUUCUCCGGACGGUAUUCGCGUCCUACAACGGUCGGUCAUUGCAGGUUGUCUUGAAAGCGAUCGACGUUCCCUUUCGGUAUGUUGAGACCGCCGGCACCAUUUCAGAUUUCGAGGACGCCUUCUGUCGGUACGACGGGACCCUUGAAGUGCCAGUCAGUGUCCCCGGCCUCAUUUUCGCCUUAGUUUCGCGAAGUGCGACCGAACACAGCCUCAUUGUCCGAUUGCCAUUGCCUUGCUGCGAUGGUGAGUCAUGGAUUAUCCUCUUGCAUGACUGGAUGGCGUUGUAUCAAAAGCAAGUCUUGCUUCCUCCCGUAACCUUCGCAGCUUGGGAGUCACUAUACAUUGCCCAACAGAACGAAAAAACAUUUAGUUUUUGGCGAAACAUGCUCCAAGGCUCCACUAUGGCCCAUCUGUGCGACCCUACAAUCGAUGUGCUCGACGAAGAGUUCAUUUUUGCAACCCAAAACAUCCCGCUCCUACAGCCUCCGCUGUCAAUCACCCGUGCGACCCUGGUCAAGACCGCGUGGGCAUUGACGUUGGCCGAAUACAAAAAAGAGACAGAUAUCGUCUUUGGCCAGCUCAUUCACGGACGAGCCCAUGCUUUCUCCGAUGAAGAGCGUGUAGCCGGGCACUUGGCAAAAAUCAUCCCCGUGCGGGUCAAUCUACAAUCUUUCUCGACCGGGUUGGAUCUGCUACAGAAAGUCCAGCAGCAGCACCUGGCCUGCAUGGAAUUUGACCUAGUCGACUUCCAUGAUCUCGUCUCCAACUGUACCGCGUGGCCGUCAGAUACGCGGUACGGGACGUACGUCCUGCACCAGGACAAUGAGUAUCUUGGGGAGACCGGGUUGAUGGCUGAUAUUAGGGUUUCUACUAGCAUGGCAUAUAAUCCGAUGAUUUCCAAGGCGGUACGAGAGUUUGUAAUCAUGUCGACGCCUCGUGGAAAUGAGCAUGAGAUCAUGAUUUGUGCUACCAGUGUGUAUGUAGAUCAAUCUACGGCUGAUUGGUUGCUGGCAAAGAUGGUGGCCAAGUUGCAGAUACUGGCGAAUGCCGCGAACACUACUCGUCUGGAUGAAUUGAUGGAUGGUGAAGCGUAA